Messenger RNA from Besnoitia besnoiti, 1563 nucleotides. RefSeq names its product glycosyltransferase, group 2 family protein. The transcript is spliced from 6 exons. The record is from RefSeq and is a predicted model, not a curated record. Bases 1 to 1563 code for a protein of 520 amino acids. Lineage: Eukaryota; Apicomplexa; Conoidasida; Eucoccidiorida; Sarcocystidae. Gene Ontology annotation, cellular component: Golgi apparatus.
AUGAAGGCGACGAGCGCACCGCCUAGCGGAGGAAUCACGCGCGCGCAAGGCGAUGAAGCGCAGACGCGCGUCGGAGAAACCAGCACGGCCGUGGUGGGGCGAAGAAGUGCGGAACAGUGUGGAGCCGGACAUCGAACUACAGAAGCAGGAAAAAUCCUGUGCUCUGACCGACCUAGCGACAACGGAAUGGCACUUCCGAAGGGUGACAAGAAGCUUCGAAAAGAUCUUGUGGGCCUCAGUGGCUUGUUGUGGGCAGUCCUUGUGAUGCUCCUGGUGGCUGCAGUCCUCAGCAGCUUGCUUCUCGUUUUUCCCGCCAUCAAUGAAUAUCCAGAAGUCCUUGACUUCCGGUCAUUAUCUGUCCAGCUAGUGCAAAUAACGCAGAGUUUACGCGAGGCACAGCAGGAGAAACAGCCGAACCCACAGCUGACGGCAAGUAUAGACGACCAGUCAGCCAGCUCAAAUGACACCGUUGCGAUCGGCAUAGACACCGUCAGAAGACCUCUCAGUGAUUCUGCCUUAUCUGGGGCAAGGGGCUACGGCGACUAUCUACACAGCUGGCGUCGGGCGCCAUCACCGCCGCCAGAUUUGGAUGCCCAGCUGGAGGGUGCGCCCUAUACGACGUUCAACGGCAGCAAGCGUGGCUCCAUCGAUUUCGACAAAGUCGCACCCGACGAAUGCAAAAUACUACACUUUGGUUUUGGUCAUGUGCUCAGGCGAGCGAACUACGAGCUUGCUCUUCUUCCGGCGGCUUCUAUCAUUAUUACCUUCUACAACGAGCACCCCUCUGUAUUGUACAGAACGUUAGACAGCGUCCUCAACCGGACGCCACCCCAACUCUUAGAAGAAGUCAUAUUAAUCGACGAUGGAAGCACUUUCCCGUUUGCAACUGAAACCAACGCCCCUUAUUCUCUGUCAAAAUAUAUUCGGAACUUCCCUAAGGUCCGCCUGCUACGUCAUUCGACUCCGAAGGGUGUUGCCGUGGCACGGUCAACCGGUAUUCGGGCCGCCAAGGGCAGAAUCUUUGUGGUACUGGACAGCCACGUCGAGGUGGGGAUUCGCUGGCUGGAGCCACUAGUGGCUCGUGUAGCCACAAAUCCAAAUACUGUUGUGUUCCCCGAGGUGGACACGGUCGACUCACAGACAUGGGAGAUCAAAACCCCGAGAACUGGCUGCACCUUAGGUCUGGUCUGGUCUUUAAAAGAGCAGAGCUUCCCGCUUGGAUCGCCUGGUGGGCGACCCUUCUCCCCUGGAGCUUACCGUCCGUCUCCAAUGAUACGGAGAAGCGUUUUCGCCGGGGACAAGAGUUACUUUCUUCAGCAUGGGGGGUACGACGAGAAGAUGAGAUUCUCGGGCGAGAAUAUUGAACUGUCGCUCCGUCAGUGGCAAUGUGGAGGGCGAGUCGAGUGUUCACCCUGCAGUCGGGUCUUCCGCCUUGUUCGGAACGACGGCAAUACUGAAUCAGUACCACGGUAUUCCGUCAUGUCUAACAAGAUGAGAAUCAUGGCCGUGUGGAUGGACGAAUACGCUGCUCUCUCAUGGUACAAAGAGCACUUCAGGACAUAA